Quercus robur (English oak) is the source of this 2231-nucleotide messenger RNA. RefSeq names its product probable amino acid permease 7. The record is from RefSeq and is a predicted model, not a curated record. The transcript is spliced from 3 exons. The coding region runs from base 376 to 1098 and encodes 240 amino acids. Gene Ontology annotation, cellular component: plasma membrane. Lineage: Eukaryota; Viridiplantae; Streptophyta; Magnoliopsida; Fagales; Fagaceae.
AUGAUUGUUGAUGCUUAAAAUGGAUUUCCGGAAAAAGGAACGCCCGGGUGUGUGUCAUCUUGGUGCAAUUAAGCUUAUUUGGGAUAGGCAUUGCCUAUACAAUUACAUCUGCUAUCAGCAUGAGCUUUAUUAAGCUACUCCUCCCAGUCCCAACUUGAUUUUUGAGCAUAGUAGUUUUGGCUUUAGCUUUUCAAGAAUCAUAACCAUUUAAUAAUAUAGAAUCACAUUAUAUGCCUUUUUGUUGAAAAAAUUGUCAUCUGGGAUAUUAGAAUUCCAGAAAGAUUUUAUAUAACCAAAUGCAACAUGGGUUUGAAAUGUUGAAUAUUGAUUUCAUAUUUUGUUAGUGUCAUCCAAAAUCAUAGAAUUGGCACUUAGAUGAUUUACGUAGUCAAACCUUUUCUAUUAGUCUCCUUUUUUUUUUCUCACUAUGGAUGCAGAGCAAUUCAGAAAUCAAACUGUUACCACAAAGAAGGGCACGAGGCUGCAUGUAACUUUGGAAAUACCACUUAUAUGUUACUCUUUGGAGUUGUCCAAAUUGUACUCUCUCAGAUCCCUGAGUUCCGCAAUAUACAAUGGUUAUCGAUUCUUGCUACAGCCAUGUCCUUCACCUAUUCUUCCAUUAGAUUGGGACUUGGCCUUGCAAAAGUUAUAGGAGAUGGAUAUGUUAAGGGCAGCAUAGGAGGAAUCUCAACUUCUAGUGCAACUGAUAAAGUAUGGUUGGUGUCUCAAGCACUGGGAGGCAUUGCAUUUGCCAAUCCAUACCCUCUCAUUCUUAUUGAGAUACAGGAUACUUUGAAGUCACCUCCAACAGAAAACCAGACAAUGAAAAAGGCCUCAACAAUAGCGAUCAUAGUUACAACCGUCUUCUACCUCAGCUGUGGAGGCUUUGGAUAUGCAGCCUUUGGGGAUGAUUCACCUGGGAACUUCUUGAUGGUGUUCGAGUUCUUUAAACCACACAAGCUCAUUGACUUUGCUAACGCUUAUGUUGUGCUUCAUCUAGUAGGAGGAUAUCAGGUACAACUUUAUAUGCUACGUUUAUCACAUUUAAAUCUUCUAAUUCUUGUUGCCAUCUUAAUUCCCUGCCAUUACAAGGAAUAGGCCCUAGUUAUGUUUCUCUCUGUGGCCAAGACUAUAAUUGUUGUUACUUGUAUCACUAGAAGAAAUGCAAAAUGUACAACAUUACUGUAGAUAUAGUCAACAUAUACAGUAAUUGUACUGUUAUAACAUGGUUUUACCAUUGUGUUUUUGCUUCUAUUUAUGUUGACAGAUUUUCAGUCAGCCACUGUUUGCAAAUGUUGAAAGAUGGGUUUGCCAAGAAGUUCCCAAGUAGCGGAUUUGUAAAUAAUAAUCACACUUUGAAAUUUCCAUUACUCCCUGCCAGUUAUUAGAUUAAAUCUUCUCAGAUUGUGUUUCCGAAGUGUUUAUGUGGGAUCAACGACAGGAAUUGCAAUGAUGUUCCCGUACUUUAAUCAGGUUAUGGGAAUAUAUGGAGGCUUGAACUUUUGGCCCUUAUCUAUAUAUUUUCCUGUGGAGAUGUACUUCAAGCAGAGGAAAAUUGGAGCUUGGACAACAAAGUGGGUUAUGCUUCGAACUUUCAGCAUCAUGUGCUUGCUUGUGACAUUAUUUGCCUUGAUUGGUUCGAUUGAAGGACUUAUAUAAGUGCAAGACUGAGCUAGAAUCUGCACUUGAGUCCUUUCGUAAUGGAAAGGAGGAUGCACGUCUAAAGAUUGCUAUUGAUUCACGAAGUAUGAUAAAGCUUGGACUUAACUAUUUCUUUUGAUGUAGGCAUUGCUGAAUUUUCAAGGAGAAGGCUAGUACAUUUUCAGGAUUAUAGGGAAUGCUAAACUAGGAAACCGGUUGACAGAAUUCGGUCCAGAUAAUGCUCUCAUUGAUUUUGCUAAUGCUUGCAUUGCUCUUCAUUUUAUCAGAGAUCAAGGCAACAGCAACAGCAAGAAGACUCAGCACAGCAAGAAGGGUCACAGCAGAAUUAUAGAAGUGCAGAUACUCAUGGUUAAACGACUUGAAGCUUUGGUCUUUGUAUUGUAUAUAGCUUAAACUGUGUGUAGUUUAGUCAGUCUCGUAAAUAGCUUUAGUAAUGCACGUGAGUGUGCACGUGUGUAUUUUAUUCUUCUGUUAAGAUGUUUGUUAAGUUAGUUAGUCUCUGAUUGUAUAUAAGGAUCAAAGCCAUGUAUCAUUAAGCAAGUUAAUGAGAUUUUUCACUCUUAACAAUC